AUGGUGGAUUUAUCAGACUAUCAGCGUCUUGAGAAGAUUGGUGAAGGUACUUAUGGUGUAGUUUACAAAGCUCUUGACACUAGACACGACAACAGAAUCGUGGCUUUGAAAAAGAUCAGAUUAGAAUCUGAAGAUGAAGGUGUGCCUUCCACCGCCAUUAGAGAAAUCUCCCUUUUGAAAGAGUUGAAGGAUGAAAAUAUUGUUAGAUUAUAUGACAUUGUUCAUUCUGAUUCCCACAAAUUAUAUUUGGUGUUUGAAUAUUUGGACCUUGAUUUGAAGAAAUAUAUGGAAUCCAUUCCACCUGAUGUUGGUUUGGGCGCUGAGAUGGUCAAGAAAUUCAUGAUGCAAUUGAUUAAAGGGAUUGCCCAUUGUCAUGGUCAUAGAAUCUUGCACCGUGAUUUGAAACCCCAGAAUUUGUUGAUUGACAAAGAAGGUAACUUGAAAUUGGCCGAUUUUGGUUUGGCUAGAGCGUUCGGUGUCCCACUUAGAGCUUACACCCAUGAAAUUGUCACGUUAUGGUACAGAUGUCCAGAAGUUUUACUUGGUGGUAAACAAUACUCCACUGGUGUUGAUAUGUGGUCUGCCGGUGCUAUCUUUGCGGAGUUGGUCAACAGAAAGCCUUUAUUCCCUGGUGAUUCUGAAAUUGAUGAAAUUUUCAGAAUUUUUAGAAUUUUGGGGACACCUAAUGAGGAGAUUUGGCCUGAUGUUAAAUACUUGCCAGACUUUAAACCAACUUUUCCACAAUGGUCUAAGCAAGACAUGAAUAAAGUGGUUCCUGAUUUGGAAGGUGAAGGGAUUGAUUUAUUGGAGAGCUUAUUGAUAUAUGAUCCUGCCAGCAGAAUCAGUGCCAAGAGAGCCCUUUUACACCCAUAUUUCAUGGAAAAGUCUGAUGAUGAAGCUGUUGAUGAUGCUGGUGUUGAAGAUUCUGGUGUUGAUGAUGAUACAAGCAUUCAAAUGAAUAAGUCAAUCCCUUUGGGCGCAAGUGCUUAUCAGUGA
Molecule: messenger RNA, 996 nt
Organism: Saccharomycopsis crataegensis
Lineage: Eukaryota; Fungi; Ascomycota; Saccharomycetes; Ascoideales; Saccharomycopsidaceae
Gene: CDC28
Product: cyclin-dependent serine/threonine-protein kinase CDC28
Exons: 1
Coding region: 1-996 (331 amino acids)
Biological process (GO): G1/S transition of mitotic cell cycle; regulation of G2/M transition of mitotic cell cycle; signal transduction
Cellular component (GO): cyclin-dependent protein kinase holoenzyme complex; cytoplasm; nucleus
Molecular function (GO): ATP binding; cyclin-dependent protein serine/threonine kinase activity; cyclin binding
Source: RefSeq, a predicted model, not a curated record